AUGUCUCGAAUAGAUAUUCAAGGUGAAAUUUUUAAGCCCGGUGAAUCUUAUACUAAUCGACUGAGUAAGAUUCUUGAGGAAUAUCCGGAUGGUUCUCAAAUUCUUCGAGAAAUUAUUCAAAAUUCUGAUGAUGCGAAAAGUAGAUGUCAAUCAUUCAUCCUUGAUCGAAAUACCUACCCGACAAAGAGUUUAUUAGAGCCAAUAUUAAAGGAUUAUAAUGCUACAAAUUUGAAAUUGGAUAGGUACCAAGGACCUGCUCUUUUGUCAAAAAAUGAUACAAUUUUUGAAGAACGUGAUUUCAAGUCACUGUUGAAAUUGGCCGAUAGUGAAAAGUGCGAUCAAUUCGAUAAAAUUGGUGCGAUGGGUCUAGGUUUUAAUUCUAUAUACCAUAUAACAGAUUUACCUAGUUUUAUAACUGGCGAUAAAUAUGUGAUCCUCGAUCCUCAUGAGCGGUAUUUCGAUGGUGGUAUCAAAUUUGACUUUGUUCAAAAUAAAAUGGCUAUCAAUUAUCCAGAUCAGUUUUCCCCUUUUUCUCUUUAUCAUAUUCCACGUGAUCAAAGUUUUAAAGGCACUAUAUUCCGUUAUCCUUUACGCACUACGCAAGAUGCCAUUGAAUCAAAAAUAUCUGAUAAGGAAUAUAACCCUGAUCAAAUCUUGGAAAUGUUUCACAAGUUUUAUGAAAACGAGAGUAUAAAUUGUCUUUUGUUUUUGAAGCAUAUUGAGUGUAUUAAAUUUUAUGAACUUGGUGUAAAUGAGUCGGAACCAAAGUUACUUUACCAAAUUGAACUUGCAAAUGCUGAUAAAAUUCGUCUAAAAAGAGAAUUAAUCGAACAAAAUAUAGGUCCUAUCAUGAAUUCUUUAUCAACUAGAAAGCACACUAACAUUACUUCUUUGGAGUCUCUAUAUGUUGCUAUCUUCCACCAAAAAAUGGGUAUUGAAAAAGUAAAAGUUAGUCAGUGGAUCAUAUUUAAUUGGCUUGGUGAUUUGAAUGAUGUAGAAGAAAAGUUUCAAAGUAAUUCAAGAAAGAAUUACAAAUUUAUUCCAAAUGUUGGCAUUGCUCUUCAAUUCGAUGACUAUACAACUUUUGGGAGAUUAUUUUGCUUUCUUCCUCUACCUAUAUCAAUGCCAUUUCGCGCCUCUGUGCAUGGUCAUUUUGCGGUUAGCGCAAAUAGGCGUUCUCUUUGGACUGCCUCGGAUAAUGAAGAUUUAGCUGAUAAUGCGUUAGCUCACUUAAAAGUUUCAUGGAAUCAAUAUCUUUUCGGUGUUGUCCUUCCACAAGCAUGGAUCAAAUUCUUAAUCUCUCUUCCUUCCGAGAUUUCAUUCAUCAAAUCUCAAGAAUAUUACGACUUUUGGCCUAUAAUUCAAAAUUCAACGUCUGGCGUUUCUAUCAAUCUUUGCAAAGAUCUGUUACUUAAUAUAGUUGAAAAUCUUAAUCAGGAUGUUAAUAUAUUUCAAGGCCCAUUAAAGUUAUACGAACCUGGUUGCAUCUUUGGCAUCUCUGAAACUUAUAAAAAAAUUCCUGCGUCCAAUAAUUUCAAUUUUCGUUUAUUAUCUAUCUCCAAUGGUUAUUUUCCUGAUGAUUCUGCGCGUCCAGAAAUUUCAAAUAUUAUGGAAAGAAUAGGAUUUCCUGUUAUUUUUGUCAAAUCUGAUGUGAAAGAAGCAUUGGAUCGAUCUCGGCAUAAAUAUUCUAUGAAAUACUUUUCACCGCGAAUAAUUCGUGAAUAUCUUCAUAGAAAUAAUUCAAGGUGGAAGGAUCAUCUAUCCAGACAAGAUAAAUUACUAUUAUUCACGUAUAUACUUAAAGAUAAAAAAUACGCUGAUUUUGAUGGACUUGAGAUGAUACCGUUAGCUGAUGGUACUUUUGGAACCAUUUCCCGUGCAACUAAACGUAUUGCGUAUAUCGGUCCUGACAAGAAGCAAAAUUCUGAAAAUAAUGAUGAAAGAGUGAUCUUUGCUAAUUGUCUAAAUCAAUUAAUCGACCAAGAUAUUCCUAGUGAUUUAUGGAUUCAUCUUUACGAAGGUGCAAAAAGUGAAUGGUGUCUCAAUAUAAAAAUUAUGACUCCGUCCGUAAUGUCCGAAAUGAUUAUAAAAUCUUUGAAAGGAUAUUCGGCUACUGAUGAUGAGAUAGAUUCUAAAGAUCAUAUUGAAUGGAUCCAUAGGAUUUGGUCCAACUUAUACAAGGCGCGUUGUGAUUUAAAUGAAUUUCGUUCUAUUCAUUUAUUACCCACAAACCAUGGAACUCUUAGAAAAUUGCAAACUGCCCAAAAAUGUUUUUGGAAUGGUAUUGAUGAUGUUGAUAUCAAAGUACAACCUAUUAUUGAAAAAUUUGGCGCCACAUUUGUUGAUAAAGAUUUUGAGAAACAUGAUUUCUCGGAAUUUGUUACUAAACUUAAAAAUGUUGCCGGUGUUUUGAGAUGCUUUCUUGUCAAUGAAAAUUUUCCAAAAAAUGUACAGCAAAAUUUGAGUUCUCAAGAAACGGCUGAUUUGAUUAAUUAUUUAUGCCAUAGGAGUUCCGGCAUUAGUAAUUCGCCUGAUCUUAUUGAUGUAAUCAAACAUUUUCCAAUCUUUACUGAAGUUGGUAAAGAAAAUGAAUUUAUAUCUCUAAAACCUGAAGCGAGGUCAUGGUAUUUGCUUCCUCGUGAAGAUGAGAUGGACUAUGGUUAUAUAAUUGCUCCACAUACUGUUGGUUUUCUUGCCGUUACUACUACAAAUUUAAGAUUCCUUCUUGAAACCAUUCUCAUGGUUCCAAGAUUAAAGCAAGAGGAUUAUUGGCGUAAAUUUGUGAUCCCAUAUUUAAGAUCUCAGCCUCCUGAUAUUUUUAAAAUAAUGAUCACAAAAAUGUUUGAACGUCUUCCACAACUCAUUUCAAGAGAUGUAAAGUUAAAAAACGAAUUAAAUAAUAUAGAAUUUGUUCCAGCUGGUACAAUUCUAAUGUCGAAAAAUAAUCAGUCUAUGGCCGACAAUUACGAUUUGAGAAAGCCGUGUUGCCUAUAUGAUCCUGAGAAUAAAGACAUUUCUGAGUUAUUUUUUGAUGAUGAAAGCGUGUUUCCUGCUGGAAUUUUCUCCUCAGAUUUCUCAUAUAGAUAUUUACCAUUGUUGAAAGAGUUAGGAAUCAAGUCACGUCUUUCUCCGAGUGAUAUCGUUCAACGAAUAGCUGUUUUUACCAGACGAAGAGAGAGUGACAACCUAAUUGAAUUGAUCUAUCAGAAAUCGAUAAAAUUAUUUCAGUAUAUUGAUGAAAAUUAUGAAGAACUUAUACUCUCUGGCAGUUUUGAUUCUCAAGAAUCAAAUGGUUCUAUCUCUCAAGAAGCAUCACAGCUAGCACUUACUUUAAUGAGUAAAGACUGGAUUCCUGCCGUAGAUCGUCUGGGAAAAAAAUUGUUUUUGAAUUCAUUGGAUUGUCGAAGUGAAAAGAAUAAAAAUUUAGUUGGCCUAGUUCUUCCAUUUGUAGAAUAUUCUCCAAAAAAUGACCUAUUUAUCAGGAAUUUACAAUGGAAUUCAUUUCCAUCUGUGGAUGUUGUUCUCAAGCAACUUAAUUCUUGUAUACAACUACAUCAAGAGCAACAGUCUUCCACUUCUCAAAUUCAACAUGAUAUACCAAUGAUAUGCAACGCAAUAUAUGUAUAUCUAAAUGAAUUAUUAACAUUGAAUGAUUAUGAAUCAAUAUUAAAGUUCAAAAACGGACUUAAGGAAGGGUCUGGAAAAUGGAUUUUAUGUAAUGGAAAAUUUUAUUCUUCUGUUAAUGUCGUGUUCGAGUUUGAGAAAGGUUUUACAAGUGGCGCUUUAGAAAUCGUUCAACUUCCAUGUGAAUAUAUAACUAAAUUCAAAAGGAUGUUUGAAGAAAUGGGUGUUAGACAAAAAAUUGGAAUUUCAGAUUUUAUCGAGAUGGCUAAGGAAUAUCAACAUUGGGAUGCUACAAAGACGUUGACAAUUGAUGAAAUACGUAAUAUUGUUAUGCUUGUUGAUCAUAUAUCACAAAGAAUUAGUAAACCAACUAGGUUCAAUUAUGGCCAUUCCAUGAACAAUUUAAAGGAUGAUUAUGGAUUAGAAAAAUUAUUUAUUCCAAGUACCGAUUGUCAAUUAGUUGAAUUAAGUGAAAUUUUGUAUGAUGAUAUGUUGAAUAAUAGAUUGGACGAAGAAAGGAAAAAUGAUUUUAAAAUAGCACAUUCUUUGAUUUCGUUUGGUGUAGCUAAAUCACUUGGAAUGCGGAUGCUUUCCGAAAAAUUACUUGAUGAAUCUGAUGAUUUUAAUGAUGAUCUUGAAGAUUAUGAACAAAAUGAACCAUUGACUGCCAGAAUUCGCAAUAUCAUUAAUAAUGCGGACGAUGCUGGAUCUAGAAAAUUCUAUCUAAUAGCAGAUGAUAGAUCCUUUAACACACGGAGUCCUGAUACUUCAUUAUUAACUCCAGAAAUGGACCUAUGGCAAGGACCUGCAUUAUGGGUAUAUAAUGAUUCGGAAUUCACUGAAAAAGAUUUUAAAUCACUUAGAAAUUUAGGAAGAAGUGAAAAAUCAAAAGAUAAUACUAAGAUUGGAAGAUUUGGAAUAGGAUUAAAUUGUUGUUAUAAUAUAUCGGAUGUAAUAAGUUUUGUAAGUGGUGAAUAUAUCACUUUCCUAGAUCCAUCGCAAAAAUGGUUACCCAAGACUGGUAACCCUCCAAGAAAGCCUCGUGGUCUAAGGAUUAAUUUUAUCGAAAAGGAUUUCAAAAAAAGAUAUUCUGACCAAGCCAAGCCCUAUAUGAAUAUUGAAGGGUGCGAUUUUAGUAAAAGGUUUAAUGGAACCUUAUUUAGAAUACCUUUAAGAACAAGAUCGUUGGCAGUACAAAGUGAAAUAUCAGAUAAAGCUCCGUCUCUUCGUGAAUUGGUCGAUAUUUUCAGUAGAAUUCAAGGAAGUCACGAGAUGUUAUUUUUAAGGAAUAUAGAAAGUUGUGGUUUACAUUUCAUAUAUCAAAAUCCUGACCAAGGUCGAAAAGUAUUUUGGGAAUCCAAGAUCGAGAAUUUAACGGAUCUCAUCCGCGAACAACGACUUUUACUUUCUUCUGAAUCACGGUUAUUUCAACUCGAAAUUGAAACAAAUAGAUUAAGGGGUCUUACUGCGAAUUCUGAAAUUUGGCUUAUUUGUUCUGGUGGAAUUGAUAUAGUUGCAAAUUUUGAUUUAGAGUCAUUUUCUCUCAAGAACAAACUUUUACCAAGAGGUGGCGUUGCUUCACUACUUGCACAAUCUGAUGAACCAUUAGAAAGACUAAAAACAAAACCGUUCCCAAAUCCACCCCAGCUUAGGGGUAGAAUGUAUUCGUAUUUAUCUUUACCAAUCCCUACGGGUUUGAAUGUUCAUCUCAACGGAACGUUCGCUCUUUCUAGUGACAGGAAAAGUCUUUUGCAAUAUGAUAGUGAUUUUAUGCUUUUGGAAACUCCAGAAAACAAAUGGAAUGAAUAUAUUUUAUUCAAUGUUCUUCCACCUUUACACGCGAAGCUUUUGGAACAAAUAGCAUUUUUAGAUCAUAAACGAUUCUUACAGUCGCCAAAGAAACAGUUUGAACCAAUUACAUCCACAAUACUAUGGCCAAUUGUUAGAGAAACAAAUCAUAUAUUCGUAGACUACGGAAAAAAAUUAAUGCAACAAUUGGAACGCGGAGAUCAUAAGAUUUUUUGGACACUUGCAAACGGAGGGAUGUUUACCUCUCAUAAAAAUGCUUAUUUUGCAGUACCAAAGCUUAAAAAUAUUGCCAAUGUUCUCGCGACUUUAAAUAUACCAACCAUAAAAUUAACCGAAAAUCAAAUGAGUGAUCUUAUGAAAUCACUUCCGAUGACCAAAACUAUUACUGUUCAAUUGAUUUGUAAUGUUUUUUAUGAAAGCCCUAACGUCUGGGAUUCUUUUGACCUGCCUCACAACUUGGUUAUUAAUUUAUUAAAGUUCAUUUUUCAAAAUGGUAAUGAAACAGUCAUGAAUUUCCGUGGACUUGCUUUAGUACCAUUACUUGAUGGAACUGUUGGGAUAUUUGGUCAUCAAAAUUAUUAUAUAUCGUCAUUACAUAUGCGAAACUUAUUUAAAAAUGUGGAGAAAUCAAAAUUUGUUGCUGAACUUCCACCAGAACUUGACACAAUAUUUAAAGAUGAAGCUUUUGGUCAUGUCAAUGGAAUCAAAUUUCUUGAUCUUGAUGCGUCAGCAGUUCUUGACUUGUUAGAAUACGAGUUACCUUGUAAUCAAGAAAUAUGUUGGAAUCCUUCCGAAGAUACACAUCCGAACCAACAAUGGAUAGAUCAGAUUCUUGCGAUAUUUAUGUUUGAAAAUUCACAAUACGAUUUCUUAGAAUUUUCAAAGUUUCCAUUAUUACCGAUGGAAUGGCCAGAAAAAAAACUCGUCUUAUUUAAUCCUUAUGAUCCUUUACUAUUCUUGUCUUCAGAUUUGUAUGAUUAUGGACCAAUGAUUCCGAUAUUAUCAAAAUUAGGAGUUAGGUUUACGUGUAAGCCUCCUCCUCAAAAUAGUGGGCUUAACCCAAAUCUUGCAAUUAUUAGAGAAUGUAUUCUUUUAUCAACUCCAACAAAUAUGGUUGAAUCUCUUAAAAGAGCUGUUUCAAAAUCAUCGAAAACAUUAGACCAAGUAUUUUUGGAUCUUAAUUCAGAAGAAAUUGAAAAGUUUAGAACUUUCAUUCGAAAUGUAUCUAAAUUCAAUUUGGCAAAGGAUGUUAUGCUAUACCUAGGUGCAUUGCCAAUUUGGUCAACACAUUCGCAAAAAGAUAAUUUUAUUUCUGCAAGAUCUGGUGUAUUGCUACCAAUGGAUACCCCUUUUUUCCCAUUCCAACAAACUGCAAAUAUUUUCUCUGUGAAUUCAGAUGAAGAUUAUAAUAUGUUUGUUUUACUUGGAACUAAACAAAUCGAAAUAUUUGAAUACAUCAAAGAACAUUUAAGCCCUCACUUGGCAAAUAUUGCACCAAAUAAGCAAUUUGUGGAUUUCUUAACAAAAGUUCUUUCUUUAAGGGAUCCCAAGAUCGAAACUUAUCUCAAAUCCAUUCCAAUAAUUCCAAAUCGAUCACUUACAAAACUUUACAAAGCAGAAGAUUUGUAUUCUGAAAAUGAAGAUCUAUUUCGUACAGUCUUUCAAAGUUCUGAUAAAUUCUUGCCGCCUGAUUUACAAGGAGAUAAUAACUGUCUACAAGGUCUGGAAAGGAUGGGUCUAAAUGUUCGUGUAAAUCCUCAAACAUUUAUGGCCUGCGCUAGAAAAAUUCAUUCCGACUUGCAACAACCAGAUACUCAAUUUAGUAUCAUGAGAUCUCGAGCAAAAAUUGUAAUAAAUUAUUUAUAUGAACAUCUAAUGGAUUUAAUUUUCACGCCUCAGCAAUGGAAAGAAUUAAUACGUAUUAAAUUUGUACCAGCAGAAACUGAUUUUCGUAGUCCAUAUAAUGAUCACGCUAUGAAAACCACUGGAUUCGAAUCUUUGAAUUCAUUAUGUUGUCAGGAAUAUAAGCACCUUUGUUGGACAAAGUGUCCUUUAUUUGAGGCAACUGUUGAUCCGCCUAAAAAUUUUUUGGAAGAAUGCCCCAAGUUGGGUAAACCUUUAUUUUCACAAAUAAUUGAUAAUUGGCGUUAUGUUGCUUUAGAUAUAUUUCAAUCCAAUACUGCUGCUGCAUCAUGGAGGUCAGAUGACGUGUUAGCCAUAUUGAAAGAAAUAUACGCAUAUAUAAAUGAUAUGCUAAAAUCGGAUAAUGACGAAAAUAAGAGCAACAUAAAUUACCUGAGAAAAAUUUUAAAUAGUAAUGAACCACCUAAAUUAUUUUUAAAUAGUAAUGAUCCAUUUGAUUCCGAAAAGUGGUUGGCAGGGCAACACCUAGUGUUUGGUAUCAAAGAAGAUAUUUUACCAGGUUUAUAUAAAGUUCAUCCAUUUUUAGAAGAAUAUAAAGAAUUAUUGAAGAUCGCUGGCGCAAAAGAACUAAAAGCUGUUGAAUCCAAUGUUAAUGUCAGGAAACAUUCACAGAAAGAUGAAUUGAUUAAGGAACUAUUAAAUAGCUUCGAAAUGCAAAGCGAGACUAAACAUCACGAUGUUGUUUUUUGCAUUUAUAAUGAUGAUAGAAUUGAAAAAGUUUACGCUAACCGAUAUGUUCUUUCUGCUUCUUCAAAUUAUUUCAGAGCAAUUUUUGGUGGGCAAAUGAUUGAGUCUACCGAAUCCCAAAGAGUAACCGUGGAAAUUAAUGAUAUUCUACCUUACACAUUCCGAGUUCUUAUACGCUGGCUUUAUGGUCAAUCGUUUGAAGACGCAACAUCAAAUAUGUUUGAAGCACCUGAAGAUCAAUCUUCAGAUCAAUCUUCAGAUUCUGAAGCAAGAUGUUUAACAUUCUUGAUAGAUUUACUUAAAGCAUCUGAUAUAUAUCAAGUAGAUCCACUUAAAGAUAUUAUUGAAGAAAAAAUUAUUACAAAGUCAUAUGUCAAUGUUAAUAAUGUAGUAGAGAUUUUAAAAUGGGCUCAAGAAUGUAGUGCACCUCAACUAGCGAAAUAUUGUGAAAAAUACAUUGAAUUAAAUAGGGAGCUUAUAAUACAAAAAAGGAAGGAUAAUAUAAACAAUGCAGAAAAUGAGGAAGACAGACAACUAGAAAAAGAAAUGCUGAAUUGUUUAUAUCAAAAAACAAUUUGCCCAGCUUAUUGUCCUAUAGAUCAAAAAGGGUUCGAGAGGCAAACAAGUCAUGACAUGAUUGAUAUAACUCUAGAUGUUCUCGAAGCAGCAUAUGUUAAUAAAGGGAUUACAUAUGCGCAAUUCGUUUUUAAUCAUGAGUAUUAUGACAUCCUGAGUGGUUGGAAGUGGACUGUUUUCCUCAAUACCAUAAUAUGGGCAGGUAAAUUUUGGCAACUGCUAAUAAGUCGUAGCAAUUGUGAUGAGUAUACACAAUUCAUGUAUCGUGAUGUAUCUUAUUUAAGUUCAUUGAACUCUGAAGGAGCACAAACGUUUGUACAUACACCUAGCAUUGAUAGUGACUUAGGGGUUUAUCCACUACAAGUAGGAUGGAUCUUCGAGUACAUCAAGGAAAAACAAAACGUAUCUCAAAUCAGAUUACAAAACAAUAACAAGUUAACAACAAAGUAUAACAAUAAUCCAUUCUUCCAAGAUGCAUUAAGGCAGAUAAUAAAGAAGAAAUUGGUUAACAAGGGGACUUUUGAGCAGAUAUUUAACAAUCACGCGAACAAAGCGAUGGAACUGCUGAAGAGAUUGGGACUUGCUAUGUUUAUUAAAAUAGUUUUUGCGGAUGAGGAUAAAACAAAUGAUUUGGAUUAUUUAAAAAAAAUAAUAUUGCCAGUUUCAUACCGUAUUCUUGACUACCCCAUGGGCGUUAUGAUGACUUCAGGGUGUAACGCAUCUAAUCGUACUUUUUAUUCUAUUCGAAACGGUAUUCACUCUCAAAGAACUUGUCCAUUGUAUAAGAUCAAAUUUUUAGUUUCUGCACCC
Messenger RNA from Cetraspora pellucida, 9429 nucleotides. Lineage: Eukaryota; Fungi; Glomeromycota; Glomeromycetes; Diversisporales; Gigasporaceae. The record is from the annotation of a GenBank genome assembly.